Molecule: messenger RNA, 9687 nt
Organism: Leopardus geoffroyi (Geoffroy's cat)
Lineage: Eukaryota; Metazoa; Chordata; Mammalia; Carnivora; Felidae
Gene: PCNX1
Product: pecanex 1
Exons: 36
Coding region: 385-7413 (2342 amino acids)
Cellular component (GO): membrane
Source: RefSeq, a predicted model, not a curated record
UCCCUCUCCGCCGGGCCCAGGGCUGGCGGCCGGCGGGGGUCGCGGCGGCGGCGGCGGCGCUGACGGGCCGCGGGCACGGGGGCCUGGCUCCGGCUCCGGGUGUUAGGAGACAAGAUGGCGGCGGCGCUGUGGAGGCUGGUCUCCUCCUCUUCUCCGCUCUCCUCCGCCCCGCCGCUCGCCGCCUCCUCGGUCUCCUCCUCCUUCUCGUUCGCUGCCUCCUCCUCCUCCUCCUGCAGCAGCCCUAGCGACCGCCGGAGCGCCGGCCCGCUCUCCCGGAGCUCCGGAGGGGGAUAGACGGGGCAGCUGCGGGCUCCGGCGACCGAGGCCGAGCUGGGGCCGGGGCGGGGACGGCGGCGGCGGCGGCGGCGGCGGCGCCGGGUGGGGAUGGGGUCGCAGACGCUGCAGAUCCUCCGGCAGGGGGUGUGGGCCGCGCUCAGCGGGGGCUGGUACUACGACCCGCACCAGGCCACCUUCGUGAACGCGCUGCACCUCUACCUGUGGCUCUUUCUGCUCGGCCUGCCCUUCACCCUCUACAUGGCUCUUCCUUCUUCAAUGAUUAUAGUAGCAGUUUAUUGUCCUGUGAUAGCUGCUGUUUUCAUUGUUCUGAAGAUGGUCAACUAUCGACUCCACAGAGCACUUGAUGCCGGAGAAGUUAUAGACAGGAGUGCGAAUGAGUUCCCAGAUCAGCGAGCCAAAGCUGAGCAAGGCAACUGUUCAACCAGGAGAAAAGACAGUAAUGGACCGAGCGAUCCUGGUGGAGGGAUUGAAAUGUCUGAGUUCAUUCGAGAGGCCACACCCCCAGUUGGUUGCAGUUCAAGAAAUUCUUAUGCUGGCCUAGAUCCAAGUAACCAGAUUGGAUCUGGUUCCUCUCGUCUUGGAACAGCAGCAACUAUUAAAGGAGACACAGACACCGCUAAGACUUCUGAUGAUAUUAGUUUAAGUCUGGGCCAGAGCUCUAGUCUUUGUAAGGAAGGAAGUGAAGAACAAGAUUUGGCAACUGAUCGGAAGCUCUUCCGUCUGGUCUCCAAUGAUUCCUUCAUCUCCAUUCAGCCUUCCUUAUCCUCCUGUGGACAGGACUUACCAAGGGACUUUAGUGACAAAGUGAGCUUGCCGAGUCAUGGCCACCACCACCACAUCGAUCAGUCUCUGUCCAACACCUGUGACACAGAAGUGGCUUCUCUCGUCCCUUUACAUUCACACUCUUAUAGGAAAGAUCACCGGCCACGAGGGGUACCACGGACUUCUAGCUCUGCUGUGGCUUUUCCAGACACUUCACUGAACGACUUCCCUCUCUAUCAGCAAAGACGGGGGUUAGAUCCGGUUAGCGAGUUAGAAUCUUCCAAGCCUCAUUCUGGAUCCAAAGAAUCCUUGGUGGAAAAUUCUUGUUUAUCUGGGGAAUUUCAGCUCGUUGGUGAGCUGAAAAACAGUAAUUCUCAGCCACCUCCAAAAAGUGGGAGGAGCAAACCUUUGAAAGCAGACAAAAGCGUGGACAGCCUGAGGAGCCUGAGCACGCGGAGCAGUGGGUCGACAGAGAGCUACUGCAGUGGAACGGACCGUGACACCAACAGUACCGUCAGCAGCUACAAAAGUGAGCAGACCAGCUCGACUCACAUAGAGAGCAUCUUGUCGGAGCAUGAGGAGUCCCCUCAAGUAGGAAAGAAAAGCGGUAGGAAGAAAGAGGAGUGCUGUGCUGACCCAGAGGACCAGAGUAGCUGUACCAGUGACAAAAGGACUAACAGUGAGAAGACUGCCUUGGAAGUGAGUACAAACAGUGGGGUUCAAGAGGCCAAGGAUCCCAGUACCUCUGAUGAUAUGCACAAUCAGAAAGGCCUCAGCACCUCUGCAUCUGAAGAAGCCAACAAGAAUCCCCACGCAAACGAAUUUACUUCGCAGGGGGACAGACCGCUUGGGAAAACCGCUGACCCCAAAGACGAGCAGAGUGAAAAGUCAGCUGUCUCAGCGGACUCGAAAGUUGGUAAAGACGGUGGUGGAAAGCAAAAGGAAGGGGAUGUACGACCUAAAUCCUCUAGCUUGAUCCACCGGACAGCCUCUGCCCAUAAGUCAGGCCGGAGACGGACAGGAAAAAAACGGGCCAGCAGUUUUGAUUCAAGUCGGCAUAGGGACUAUGUGUCCUUCCGCGGUGUUGCUGGCACAAAGCCACAUAGUGCUAUAUUCUGUCACGACGAGGACUCUAGCGACCAAAGUGACUUGAGCAGAGCAUCAAGUGUGCAGUCUGCUCACCAGGUCAGCAGCGAUAGCUCUUCCAGCACCACUUCUCAUUCAUGUCAGUCUCCGGAGGGCAGAUGCAGUGCUCUGAAGACCAAACACAUCCCGAAAGAAAGGGGCACUGACUCCGAGCACACACACAAAGCCCAUCCGGGUCCCGAAGGAACUUGCAAAAAGCGGACGACACGUCGGACUUCCAGCACAAAUAGUGCCAAGACGCGGGCCCGAGUGUUGAGCCUGGACAGUGGCACAGUAGCGUGUUUGAAUGACUCCAAUAGGCUGAUGGCACCCGAAAGUAUAAAACCCUUAACCACUUCAAAAUCUGAUCUCGAGGCCAAAGAGGGAGAGGUGCUAGAUGAGCUAUCUUUAUUGGGCCGGGCUUCCCAGUUAGAGACGGUCACUCGGUCUAGGAAUAGCUUGCCAAGCCAGGUUGCGUUUCCUGAAGGCGAAGAGCAAGAUGCGGGCAGUGGAGCAGCACAGGCCAGCGAGGAGGCAGUGUCAUUUCGCCGUGAACGCAGCACAUUUAGGCGCCAGGCAGUACGGCGCCGGCACAAUGCAGGGAGUAACCCUACCCCUCCUACAUUGCUCAUCGGAUCACCCCUCAGCCUUCAAGAUGGUCAGCAAGGCCAGCAGUCCACAGCCCAGGUCAAAGUCCAGUCCCGCCCCCCUUCCCAGGCUGCAGUGCUCAGUGCUAGUGCCUCCUUGCUGGUGAGAAAUGGGAGUGUCCACUUAGAAGCAUCACAUGACAAUGCAUCUGCUGUAGGCGGCAGCAGUUUGCACGAUGAACUUGGUAAGUUCUCUUCUACGCUUUAUGAGACUGGUGGCUGUGAUAUGUCACUUGUGAAUUUUGAACCGGCAGCAAGAAGAGCAUCUAAUAUCUGUGACACGGAUUCUCAUGUAUCCAGUUCUACCUCAGUUCGAUUUUAUCCACAUGAUGUGCUCUCUCUUCCACAGAUUCGGUUGAACAGGCUAUUGACGAUCGAUACAGAUUUGUUGGAGCAGCAAGACAUUGACCUCAGCCCUGACUUGGCAGCGACUUAUGGUCCAACCGAAGAAGCUGCUCAAAAGGUUAAACACUAUUACCGCUUUUGGAUCUUACCCCAGCUGUGGAUCGGCAUUAACUUUGACAGACUCACACUUUUGGCCCUGUUUGAUAGAAAUCGUGAGAUUCUGGAAAAUGUGUUAGCUGUCAUCCUGGCUAUUCUUGUGGCUUUUUUGGGAUCUGUUCUUCUCAUACAAGGCUUCUUCAGAGAUAUCUGGGUCUUCCAGUUCUGCCUAGUGAUAGCCAGCUGUCAAUACUCGCUACUUAAGAGUGUUCAACCAGAUUCUUCUUCUCCCAGACAUGGCCAUAAUCGUAUCAUUGCCUACAGUAGACCAGUUUAUUUCUGUUUGUGUUGUGGUCUUAUUUGGCUCUUGGAUUAUGGUAGCCGAAACCUUACUACAACCAAGUUCAAAUUAUAUGGAAUAACUUUCACUAAUCCACUGGUGCUGAUAUCAGCCAGGGAUUUAGUUAUAGUGUUUACACUCUGUUUCCCAAUAGUGUUUUUCAUUGGUCUCCUGCCUCAGGUGAAUACGUUUGUUAUGUACCUUUGUGAACAAUUGGAUAUUCAUAUCUUUGGUGGUAAUGCCACUACAAGCUUGCUUGCAGCCCUUUACAGUUUUAUCUGUAGCAUUGUGGCGGUAGCCUUACUGUAUGGAUUGUGUUAUGGGGCUUUAAAGGAUUCUUGGGAUGGCCAGCAUAUUCCAGUACUUUUCUCCAUUUUUUGUGGUUUAUUAGUGGCAAUAUCCUAUCAUCUCAGUCGACAAAGCAGUGAUCCCUCUGUACUUUUCUCUUUGGUGCAAUCUAAGAUUUUUCCAAAAACAGAAGAGAAAAAUCCAGAAGAUCCUCUGUCUGAAGUAAAAGAUCCACUGCCUGAAAAACUUAGAAAUUCUGUUAGUGAGCGUUUACAAUCUGACCUAGUAGUAUGCAUUGUAAUUGGUGUGCUGUAUUUUGCUAUUCAUGUAAGCACGGUGUUCACAGUGUUGCAGCCUGCUCUCAAGUAUGUGUUAUAUGCAUUGGUCGGCUUUGUAGGUUUUGUAACCCAUUAUGUGCUGCCUCAAGUUAGAAAACAGCUACCAUGGCACUGUUUUUCUCACCCUCUGCUGAAGACAGUGGAGUAUAAUCAAUACGAAGUUCGGAAUGCAGCCACUAUGAUGUGGUUUGAGAAACUUCAUGUGUGGCUUCUUUUUGUGGAGAAGAAUAUCAUCUACCCAUUGAUUGUUCUUAAUGAACUUAGUAGCAGUGCAGAGACCAUUGCUAGUCCAAAAAAACUGGAUACAGAAUUAGGUGCUUUAAUGAUCACCAUUGCUGGUCUGAAGUUGCUACGAUCCUCUUUCAGCAGCCCUACAUAUCAGUAUGUCACAGUCCUCUUCACUGUGCUCUUUUUCAAAAUCGACUAUGAAGCGUUUUCAGAGACCAUGUUGUUGGAUCUCUUCUUCAUGUCUAUACUCUUCAACAAGCUUUGGGAACUCCUUUAUAAAUUGCAGUUUGUGUACACUUACAUUGCCCCAUGGCAAAUUACAUGGGGUUCUGCUUUCCAUGCUUUUGCUCAGCCCUUUGCAGUACCCCAUUCAGCCAUGUUGUUUGUUCAGGCUGCUGUAUCGGCCUUUUUUUCUACUCCACUAAAUCCCUUUCUAGGAAGUGCAAUAUUCAUCACUUCGUAUGUUCGACCUGUCAAAUUCUGGGAGAGAGACUAUAACACAAAACGAGUGGAUCAUUCGAAUACCAGAUUGGCUUCCCAGCUUGAUAGAAAUCCAGGAUCAGAUGACAACAAUCUGAAUUCCAUCUUUUAUGAACAUUUAACCAGAUCCCUACAACACAGUCUCUGUGGUGAUUUGCUCCUAGGACGGUGGGGAAACUACAGUACGGGGGACUGUUUCAUUCUUGCCUCUGACUACCUCAAUGCAUUAGUACACCUUAUAGAGAUAGGCAACGGGCUAGUCACUUUCCAGCUGCGGGGACUUGAAUUCAGAGGUACUUACUGUCAACAACGGGAAGUAGAGGCCAUUACUGAAGGCGUUGAAGAAGAUGAAGGAUUUUGCUGUUGUGAACCUGGUCAUAUUCCUCAUGUGCUUUCAUUUAAUGCUGCAUUUAGCCAGCGCUGGCUAGCUUGGGAAGUGAUAGUCACUAAGUAUAUUCUGGAGGGGUAUAGCAUCACUGACAAUAGUGCUGCUUCUAUGCUUCAAGUCUUUGAUCUUCGGAAAGUACUCACCACUUACUAUGUCAAGGGUAUCAUUUAUUAUGUUACAACUUCUUCUAAGCUAGAGGAGUGGCUAGCUAAUGAGACAAUGCAGGAGGGACUGCGUUUGUGUGCAGAUCGAAAUUAUGUUGAUGUAGACCCAACAUUUAAUCCAAACAUUGAUGAAGACUAUGACCAUCGACUAGCUGGCAUAUCCAGGGAGAGUUUCUGUGUGAUUUACCUCAACUGGAUAGAGUAUUGCUCUUCCCGAAGAGCAAAGCCACUGGAUGUAGACAAAGAUUCAUCCCUGGUGACUCUUUGUUAUGGACUUUGUGUCCUGGGACGGAGAGCUUUGGGGACUGCAUCCCACCAUAUGUCCAGUAAUUUAGAGUCAUUCCUCUAUGGACUGCAUGCCCUAUUUAAAGGAGAUUUCCGUAUUUCUUCAAUUCGAGAUGAAUGGAUCUUUGCUGACAUGGAAUUACUAAGGAAAGUAGUAGUCCCGGGGAUCCGCAUGUCCAUUAAACUUCAUCAGGAUCAUUUCACUUCUCCAGAUGAGUAUGAUGACCCUACUGUGCUCUAUGAAGCCAUAGUGUCUCAUGAAAAGAACCUCGUAAUAGCUCAUGAAGGGGACCCUGCGUGGCGGAGCGCGGUUCUUGCCAAUUCUCCCUCCCUGCUUGCUCUGCGGCAUGUCAUGGAUGAUGGCACCAAUGAAUAUAAGAUCAUAAUGCUGAAUAGACGAUACCUGAGCUUCAGAGUCAUUAAGGUUAAUAAGGAAUGUGUCCGAGGUCUUUGGGCAGGACAACAGCAAGAGCUUGUGUUUCUACGUAACCGUAAUCCAGAGAGAGGGAGCAUCCAGAAUGCAAAACAAGCUCUGAGAAACAUGAUAAACUCAUCUUGUGAUCAACCUAUUGGCUACCCAAUCUUUGUCUCCCCCCUGACAACUUCUUACUCUGACAGCCACGAACAGCUUAAAGAAAUCCUUGGGGGACCCAUCAGCUUGGGCAAUAUCAGAAACUUCAUAGUGUCAACCUGGCACAGGUUAAGGAAAGGGUGCGGGGCUGGCUGUAACAGUGGUGGCAAUAUUGAAGAUUCCGACACUGGAGGUGGAAUUUCCUGCACUAGUAACAAUGCAACAAGUGCCAGUGACCCCCAUAGCAAUGUGUCCCAGGGAAGCACUGCAAAUCCAGGGCAAGGGUCGGGAGCAGGACCCCAUCCACCUGUCACAUCUUAUCCUCCAACACUAGGCACUAGCCACAGCUCCCACUCUGUCCAGUCGAGCCUGGUCAGACAGUCCCCUGCUCGGGCCUCAGUGGCCAGCCAGUCGUCUUACUGCUACAGCAGCCGGCACUCGUCUCUCCGGAUGUCCACCACGGGGUUCGUGCCCUGUCGGCGCUCGUCCACCAGUCAGAUAUCGCUCCGGAACUUGCCGUCCUCCAUCCAGUCCCGCCUCUCCAUGGUGAACCAGAUGGAGCCCUCCGGUCAGAGCGGUGUGGGCUGUGUGCAGCAUGGCCUCCCCUCUUCCAGCAGCUCCAGCCAGAGCAUCCCGGCCUGCAAACAUCACACUCUCGUGGGCUUUCUUGGGACAGAGGGAGGUCAGAGCAGUGCCGCCGACGCCCAGCCGGGCAACCCCUUAAGUCCUGCCAAUAAUUCACACGCCAAAAGGGGGGAAGUGAUUUACAGAGUCCAAAUCGUGGAUCCCAGUCAAGUUCUGGAUGGGAUCAACCUAUCAAAAAGGAAAGAGCUGCAGUGGCCUGAUGAGGGUGUCCGGUUAAAAGCUGGGAGAAACAGCUGGAAAGACUGGAGUCCUCAGGAGGGCAUGGAAGGCCAUGUGAUUCACCGAUGGGUGCCUUGCAGCAGAGAUCCAGGUACUAGAUCCCACAUCGACAAGACAGUACUUCUGGUCCAGAUUGAUGAUAAAUAUGUGACUGUCAUUGAAACCGGGGUACUAGAACUUGGGGCUGAAGUGUGAGCCAGUGUUUUAUAACUACAUUUCUCUUCCCUCUCCAUUCCGAGACGUUGGAAAAAGAGAGGAGAGCGCAGAAGACGCCUGCAGGUUUUCCUCUGCUCCUGUGUGGGAGAUACUUGGAUGUAGAGUGGGCUCGGCCAAGCGCCUCUCCUUCGCCCUUCACCCUGACUCCUGUCACUGUCUCCAUCCCCAAAUAAAGCUGAACUAUUUUUUUAAGUUAGCUGCCGACAAAACAUUUUGCAUGAAGGAUAAAGUUCUGUUAAAUUACGUCCUUACAAAAAUUUUUUUCCUAUGCAUUGCCUAUGCUUUAAAUCAACCAACUCUUCAUUUCUAAACUACAAUCUCAUAUUUUUCUAAUUUCUUUGCCAAAAAUAAUUGCCAUGUUUUGUCAUAGAACAUGAAAUCCAUUUACCUUGAUUUUUAAAAACAGACCAGUGUAGAAACCUUCACUUUGACGUUUAGCAGUAUGAAAGUUUCAUGUACAGUGAAAGAGACUAUGAACAGACAUAGAUUUAUCUUAUUCCUUGAGCGCUAAAAACUUUAAUGAGAAAACUGCACUAAUUUUUUACAACAAUGCACUAAAGUCUGAGAUUUCUCAGAACAUUUAUUUAUAUAUAAAAAUAAAAUACCAUUAUUUAAAUUGCCUUUGGGAUUAACCCCUGCCCUUUCCUUAAACAUACAUAGCAGGAACUGUGCUGCUCAUUUUUUUGUCAGUAACCUAUACUCCAUGCCAGUACAUUGGGUGUUUUCUCUAAAAUGAACGUUAAGGAUCAAGAGGUACAUAGCUUCAUCGUUGGAGAUAGCGGUCAGUGCGUCGGUCCUGUGAACACCACUGCCAGCUCCUGUGUCCACACAUCGGAGGCGCUCCAGCACCGGUGUGCCCCAGCUCCUCUUGGGGCAAGCUCUGCUGGGGUCAGUUCUGGGAAGAAAAUAUUUUUAUUUUUCAAAGAAGAAGAUGAGCAUCCAGGAACUUAAAAAAAGGAUCGAUUGCUUUUCUAUUGAGAGUCAUUAGCUCUUGAAGUUACUCACAUGCAGUUCAGUUAAUCAAGUAAAAUUUUUUCAAACGAAAUUAUCCAGAUGGUGCAGUUCUUGUUAUGUCCCUCUUCAAUAACCUCGCCUCUUCUUUUGCUCCUCUCUUCUUUUUCUAUUACUUGAAUUUUAUUUCCUGUAAUUUAUAGUGUGUAGGUGUAAUUUGAAGUAUUUAUAACUGUGAAAUUGACUUAAUAUGUUGUCUCAUAACUUAAAUUUUAUUGUUUUUUUUUUUUUAAUACGUGUGUAUUCAGGGAAAUAUAUAAUUCAGAUUUACAAUUGGGCUAGGUGGAAACUGUGGUUUAGAUUUAAUUUUCAACUUCCGGCAUUUUUUAAAUCCUUCCGAAAACUUUCCCCUUUUGUGUGAAACUCCAAAGAAUAUAUAUAUAUAUCUCCUGAGCAUUUAGGAGCAGCCAUCUUUCCACCCCACUGCAAACGGGAAGUAGAAAGCAGGUGUGAAGUUAAUCUUCAAUGUGUAUUUUAUUUAGUCUGAUACAUCCAGAGUGUUACUCUUUCCCCAUGUGGCGCUAGCCACAUUUCAGGUACUCACCGGCCACAUGUGCCUGGUGGCUCCUGUAUUGGACGGCACAGGUGUAAAGUAUCUUUUGAUGAGGUGACAGGAGAGAGAAGCUGUUUCCGCACUAACCCCUACUGUCGCUCUCACAGUAUAGCAUAACACUUCCGUAGAUGGAAUGAAAACUAACAUCCGACUACAUUUCCAUUCCACAGUGUGGUUAUUUUGCCCUUUUCUAAUUUACAGUUUUCGUAGUUAUUCAGGAUCCAGUGUACCUCGUGCUGACAUUUCCAGACUUCGCGCUUUGCCAAAUGUACUUUUUAAAAACAUUUGUCAAGUGAUUUACUGAACCUUUACACAAAGGUACCCUUUCUAAAUUGACCAACUAAAACGUAUUUUCCUGAUACUGUUGUUACAUUCUGUAUUUGCCGCAUUUUGGCAAAUCUACAGUAUGUCAUUAAGGUCCAAGGCUUUUAUGUUUCUCUUCUGAAACCGAAUAUAUGAUCUAUCUAACCAUCUAUAUUUAUUUAAAAUCUUCUCAAAGGAAUUAUGAUUCCUGCUGCCUGUUCUCUUUCUGAAGUGAAUAUGAUCUUUUCAUGGUCAUUACCUAGAUGGGAAGAUAAGUGGAAUCCUUUCAGUCCUAAAUGGAAGAUAAUUCAUUUUCCUACACAGAAAAAAAAAAAAAAUCUGAGCUUCAGAUGAUUCAGUCAGAAGGGCUAUUCCUAGCCUCACAC